AGGCGCCGGAAAGAAAGGCACUUGGGCAGCUCUUCAAGCUGAGCUGGCUGAUCGCUCGGGUUCUUGUGUUGGCUUGUCAAGCGCUUUUGGAUGUUUUGAUAGAAGAGGGAAGACACGUAGUUUUUUGCACAGUCCUCUGAAUUACGUAACUGUCAAAGCAACAUUUUGAAGAUCCAAACUGACGACAUGGAUUCCGCCAAUCAAGACAUCAAUCUGAACUCUCCACAUAAAGGCCUGGGCUCUGACUCUCUCUCGGACGUUCCUGAAGAAAGGGGAGCAGCAGCUGUGAGUCCAGAGACUCUUCCCCCAGGUCUGACAGAGGAGGAGGCCGAGGAACUGAGACUGGAGCUCACCAAGGUUGAGGAGGAGAUCCACACCUUGCGGCAGGUGCUGUCGGCUAAAGAGCGCCAUUCGGCGGAGCUGAAGCGGAAACUGGGACUCAGCCCCCUGAGCGAGUUCAAACAGAACAUCACUAAAAGCUGGCAGGACGUCCAGACCUCAAACGCCUAUGUGAAGAUGUCAGAGAAACUGGGCCAGUGGAAUGACAAGGUUACAGGGUGCGAUGUCUAUGUUUCAGCUUCUUCCACUCUGGAUGACAUUACCAGCUCUGAAGUGUAUAAAAAGACUCAGGAAACGCUGUCUCAGGCUGGACAGAAGACCUCAGCCGCCCUCUCCACCGUUGGCACGGCCAUCAGCAGGAAACUGGGUGACAUGAGAGCUCUUCCUUUCUCUAACUCCUUUGGUAGCAACUACUCCAUUCGCCAUUCAAUAAGUAUGCCAACUAUGAGGAACUCUCCAACCUUCAAAUCGUUUGAGGACAAAGUUGGAAACAUCAAGUAUAAGGUGGUUGGAGGGAAAGCAAAUGGGGAAAGUGCUCACUCUCCGAACGAGUCAAACCCAGUGCAGGACAACGCUCCAUUCUGAGAGCCCACCCUCUCCAUUCAAACACUCAUCUCAUUUCUUUGUGAAUCCUGAAUCCUGACUACACCCACACUUCAGUUCUCCCAAUCCUUCCGUUCUCUAUGAAUUCUUUCAUCCCUCCUUUGAUACUCCUCCACCUACUGCUAGCAUGUGCUUGCUCAUCUCACUAAAAAAAACACGCAUAGUACAAGUUCUGUGACAUGAAAUCAUCACAGGUUGUACAAAGGAAGAAAAAUGUUGAAUCAUUUUGUAUUAGAAACUAUUUUACACUGCUUUGCAUAAUGUUUUUACAUAACUUUUAUCUAUAUAUGACUAUAAAGGAAUACAAAUAACUAUAUUUAAUCAGUACUGCCAAGCAGCAUUCAUCAGAUGGCAGAGGGGUACAAAACACAAAGAAGAAACAUUCAAAUCUGAAGGGGGGGGGGAGAGGAUUCUAGGCCAAUAACGAAAAGAACAGAAACUUGCUGCAGGUUCCUAUGCUGCUGAGCAUUCAGUUGAGUUCUUUUUUACUCUCAGUACAAUGUGAAGCGAGGCUUUGCUGUACACCUGGUGAAUGUCUGACCUCCUCAGUCGGCCUUACACACACUCACUCUGUAUUGCUUUAUUGGACUUUCGCUGGUAAAGUUUUUUUUGGCGUUAUAUCCUCUUUUACCUUUGCUCUUUCUUGCUCUUGUUCGUUAUUAUUAUUGUUAUUUUUUGAUUGAUUAAUGGGAAUGUUUUAUUUAUGUUGGAAAUCACUUGCCUUUGCUUUGUGCCAUGCUGUGAGUGCCAGUUAGUAGAUGUCAUAGACCCUUUUCUGUCAGAAUGUUUCACACGCACACAAACUAUCACAUCACAAAGAUCACUUUGUUCAAUUGUAAGAAAUAAAAAUGCAAUUG
Messenger RNA from Rhinichthys klamathensis goyatoka, 1799 nucleotides. RefSeq names its product tpd52 like 2b (gene tpd52l2b). The transcript is spliced from 10 exons. The coding region runs from base 187 to 924 and encodes 245 amino acids. Gene Ontology annotation, cellular component: cytoplasm. Lineage: Eukaryota; Metazoa; Chordata; Actinopteri; Cypriniformes; Leuciscidae. The record is from RefSeq and is a predicted model, not a curated record.